This is a messenger RNA of Sitophilus oryzae (rice weevil), 741 nucleotides long. RefSeq lists its product as uncharacterized. Bases 1 to 741 code for a protein of 246 amino acids. The transcript has a single exon. The record is from RefSeq and is a predicted model, not a curated record. Gene Ontology annotation, molecular function: DNA binding. Lineage: Eukaryota; Metazoa; Arthropoda; Insecta; Coleoptera; Curculionidae. Gene Ontology annotation, cellular component: nucleus.
AUGCGACCAGAUCUUUUAAAUGGAUGUCCUCCAAACUCUGCUGGUAUAGCUCAACCCAGUGGAUGGAUAAAUACAGAAGCCUUUGUCCUAUACCUUAAACAUUUCGUGAAAUUUGUUCGCCCAAACACAGAGACACCCGUAUUGUUGAUCGUUGACAAUCACUCGUCUCACACUUCACUGGAAGCUAUCAAUUAUUGUAGGGAUAAUGGAGUGGUUAUGUUGGGACUACCCCCGCACAGUACCCACCGCCUACAACCGUUGGACGUUGGGUUUUUUGGACCUCUCAAGACUUUCUAUAGCCAGACUUGUGAUAACUAUUUGGUAAACCACCCGGGAAAACAAAUCACCGAUAAAGAAGUUGGUAGGUUGUUCGGGCAAGCUUAUCUAAGGGCUGCAACUGUGGGAACAGCUAUAAAAAGUUUUUCCGCUUGCGGCAUUGAGCCUUUUAAUGCUGAAAUCUUUGGAGAUUCCGAUUUUGCGCCUUCUAUGGUGAGUGAGAGGCACGUAACUGCGGACGAGUUCUUAAGCAGUGACGAUGAACCACUAGCAGUUCCUGGGUCUUCAGGCUCAAAUAGAAUUGAUCAAGCCAAAACAAAAAACAAUGAAAUACAAGAUGGUAAACCACCAGCGGUUUUCAACAAAACUGAGCCAGAAAAGCUGGUGAAUUUAAUUCUCCCAGGACCCUCAGGAUUGAAUAAAAUGGAUUCUGCAAAGAAUAAAAACGUUUCAGAAACACUGUAG